Messenger RNA from Arachis duranensis, 3204 nucleotides. Its product is annotated as probable pectin methyltransferase QUA2. Gene Ontology annotation, molecular function: methyltransferase activity. Bases 676 to 2748 code for a protein of 690 amino acids. The record is from RefSeq and is a predicted model, not a curated record. Gene Ontology annotation, cellular component: cytoplasm. The transcript is spliced from 9 exons. NCBI's taxonomy places the organism in Eukaryota, Viridiplantae, Streptophyta, Magnoliopsida, Fabales, Fabaceae.
GGGCUGAGAGCUAAGAGUUAUGAAUCGCGAUCGGAUCAGUACAAAACGUGCUUCUUCUUUUCAGUCUAUCGUUUUUGUUUCGUAAGCACUGUUUUGUUUUAGUAAUAAUCCACUAACACACUCAGUGUUAGAAUCAGAAUUUACACACAAAACAGAAACGAAAGAGAUUGAAGCUUGUCGUUUUGAUUCGUUUGGGAGCAACCUACAACCCCAUCACAAUUUCAUUCACUAUUUUACUUUUUUUUUUCUCCCUUUCUUCUUCUCUUCUUCCUUUUCUUCCUCAACGAGGAUUAGGUACUUGUUGCUGGUUCAAAAGCUCUUUUUUUUUUGGGGUUUUGUGCUUUGGUGCUUGGUUUCAGUGAGUUUGAUCUGGGGUUGUUUCCAGUUGCAGCAUUGAUAUAACUGGGUUUCUUUUACUUUUUUAUGUUUUUUCCACUCUGAAUUUCAAUUGGGAUACGUCAAAAUCUCAUUUUUGGUACCGAAAAUGAGGUAGCCCUUUUAUAAUGGCACUUUCUGCAUUUAGUGAAGGUUUGUAUAUGCUCAACUGGAUGUGGAUUCUCCCAAUGAUUUUGUGUACACAAAUCAGAAUGAUGUUAGAAUAGCACCUCUGUGUUGGAUUCUGGGCUGUGUUCAUCAGGCAUUUGCAGUUAACUAUCAAUUUCUUGUUCAGAGAGAAUGUCCAGGCCUCUGUAUAGAGGUGUAUCAGGGGUUCGGACACCUGAACACAAUCAUGAUUCUUGGGAGUCUCAUAACAAAGAUAAAUUAGAUAAGGAAGAUUUGGAUAAAAAGGGUUCCUCAAAUCACAGCUCUUUACCUCUGAAGUCUCCCUUAAAGUUGCUAUUUUCAGAUAAUUCUCAUUCUAAAUUCGGCACCAAUGAGAACGGUUACUCAUCCGAUCCACUCAUUGGAACUGCGAGAAGCCGGCAUAAAUUGGUUCUGCAUUUGUUGAAGUGUAGUUUAGUAUUUCUAGUUAUUCUUGCACUUGCUGGUUCGUUUUUGUGGACGGUGUCGAUUUCGACCACAUCAAGAGGUCAAAUUUACCAUGGUUAUAGAAGACUCCAAGAGAAACUUGUGUCAGACCUGUUGGAUAUUGGGGAACUAUCUAGUGCUCCCUCAAAGAUGAAAGAGUUGGAAUUUUGCUCGCCGGAGCUUGAAAACUAUGUUCCUUGCUAUAAUAUUAGUGAUAAUAUGGGUUUGGGUAAUUCUGAUGGUGAUCAGCUUGAUCGGCAAUGUGGCCCGGAGCUCAGGCAAAAUUGUUUGAUUCUCUCACCAACAAAUUACAAAAUUCCUCUUCGGUGGCCUACCGGAAGGGAUGUUAUAUGGGUUGCUAAUGUUAAGAUCACUGCACAGGAGGUUCUUUCUUCUGGAAGCUUGACCAAGAGGAUGAUGAUGCUCGAUGAAGAGCAAAUUUCCUUUCGUUCAGCAUCUCUUAUGUUUGAUGGUGUUGAAGAUUACUCACAUCAAAUUGCAGAGAUGAUUGGACUCAGAAAUGAAUCUAACUUCAUUCAAGCUGGGGUUAGAACCAUUCUGGACAUUGGCUGUGGCUAUGGUAGUUUUGGAGCACACCUCUUUCAAAGUCAGCUCUUAACAAUGUGCGUGGCUGACUAUGAGCCUUCAGGCAGUCAAGUUCAACUCACACUUGAGAGAGGCCUGCCUGCUAUGAUUGCUUCUAUCACUUCAAAACAAUUGCCAUUUCCAUCUCUUUCGUUUGAUAUGUUGCAUUGUGCUAGAUGUGGCAUUGAUUGGGACCAAAAAGAUGGCCUUCUCUUGAUUGAAGCUGAUAGACUGUUAAAACCGGAUGGUUACUUUGUCUGGACAUCACCGCUUGUAAACGCCCGAAACAAAGAUAAUCAAGAAAGGUGGAAGGUUAUACAUGAUUUUACCGAAAAUCUUUGCUGGGAAAUGCUUUCACAGCAAGAUGAAACUGUUGUAUGGAAGAAAACCAGUAAAAGAAAUUGCUACAGCUCAAGAAAGAAUGGUUCUCCCCCUCCUUUAUGUGGUAGAGGUUAUGAUGUGGAAUCUCCAUAUUAUCGGGACCUGAAAAACUGCAUAGCAGGAACACACAGCAGCCGAUGGAUUUCUAUUGAUAAGAGGGCAACCUGGCCUUCUCGGGAUAACUUGAACAAAGAAGAGCUUGCAAUCCAUGGUUUGCAAUCCGAUGAAAUUAUGGAGGACAAUGAAAGCUGGAGAACAACAGUCCAGAACUAUUGGUCUCUUUUGUCUCCAUUAAUAUUUUCUGAUCAUCCUAAGAGGCCUGGGGAAGAGGACCCUCCACCACCUUACAACAUGCUAAGAAACAUUCUAGACAUGAAUGCUCAUUUUGGUGGUUUUAAUUCUGCAUUGCUGCGUGCUGGGAAAUCUGUGUGGGUCAUGAAUGUCAUACCAAUAUCUGGGCCAAACUAUCUCCCGUUGAUUCACGAUAGGGGUUAUGUUGGUGUCUUGCAUGAUUGGUGUGAGGCUUUUCCAACGUACCCUAGAACCUACGAUUUGGUGCAUGCAGACGGACUUCUAUCCCUCGAGACUUCUCAGCAGCGCAGAUGCACUAUGUUUGAUAUGUUUAUUGAAAUUGACAGGAUACUUCGCCCUGAGGGAUGGGUUAUAAUUCGCGACACAAUUCCUAUAGUAGAGUCGGCGAGAGCUCUAAUAGCGCGGUUGAAGUGGGAUGCACGAGUUGUAGAAAUCGAAAGCGACAGCCAUCAAAGACUCCUGAUCUGCCAGAAACCGUUCUUUAAGAGACAAGCAAAUUGAUUCAUUGAAGAGAUGGAAAAACCAGACCCAUAAUAUUCAUAUAAAUUCAUUUUCAUAAUGUUCAUUUAUAUUCAUAAUGCUCCGCCAUACAUACAGAAGUGGGGAUUGAAAAAUUUUGGACAGAAAGAAGCCGGAAAAGACGGUAGAAGACGGAAAAUACAGUGGAUUCUUGUCAGUGAUACUGAUACAACCACAACUCCUGUGUAGCCGCAAGGUGUAUGCAUAGGGCCAUGUAAUUACCAAAAAGAGGAGCAAGAGCAGAUGAGGCAGUAUACUUGGUAGAUUUUAAUUUUUCAUUCCAUGUCUUAUCACAGUUACAUAGACACAUGAAUGUUGUUCAUUAAGAUUGGGAAAGUUAAUUCAUAGAAUAAGUUUAUUUUGUCUGCUUUGGUGUAUAAAAGUGCUCAGUGGUUAAUUCUCUGUUAUUACUAUUAUAGAAUUAUUAUUUUCCUACUC